GAUGAAUCGACUGUUCCUCUGACUCCACCCGAGGGCGGAGAGUCUACAACAUUCCUUUAUAUUAACCCAGAACCAGCAGAUGAUACCAUAACCACAACAGGGUCACAGACUCCUGGCCGGAUACCAGAGACCAGAACCACAACGGUCCCAGAUACCGGACAGACGGGGCUCGGCUCGUUUCGCUUCCUCGGUAAAACGAUGAGGUUUUUGGGGUUCAUUUGGGUUCUCCUGGUGGUGGUUGAGCGGUUCGCGGAGCUCGGUUCUGUUGGCCCGGGUCACCCAGCCAGAGGAGGACGCAUGGUGGAGGAUGGAGCUGGUUCUCCGGCCGCCACGGGACACUCUACCGGACACCCUACCAGACACCCCUUGGGACGUCGGGCUUUGAAUCGAGCCGAGGUUCCAGGGCCCGCGGGUCUGAAGCGAGGGAUGAGAGAAGCUAAGGCUGGGGGAGUGAAGAGGAGAGUCCCGCUGUCCCCCAGGGGGAUGGAUGAUCCGAGUGGGUACUUCACCACCCCACGGACCGGCCACUACAGUGCCACCACGAUGCGUAACUCGUCCGCUGGGUCCGGGCUCCUGAACCCGCUGUUCCCGGUGUCGGACGGGUCCUACUGGGCUUACACCGUGAUGCUGCUGGCGCUCGUGCUGUUCUCGACCGGCGUCGUGGGAAACCUCGCGCUCAUGUGCAUCGUGUGGCACAACCUGUACCUGAAGAGUGCGUGGAACUGCAUUCUGGCGGGGCUCGCGCUCUGGAACUUCGUGGUGGUGUUCUUCUGCCUUCCCAUGGUGGUGUUCCAUCAGCUGACUUCCACCAGACCCCUGGGGGAGCUGUCCUGUGGGCUGGUGCCCUACCUGGAGGUGACCUCUCAGGGCGUGGCCACUUUCAGCCUCUGUGCGCUGAGUAUUGAUCGUUUCCAUGCUGCCACCGAUCCCGGGCGACUGCAGAUGCUGAAGGUGGAGCCAUGUCAGUCCAUCCUGUCCAAGCUGAGUGUGAUCUGGUUGGGCUCACUGGUGUUGGCAGCUCCAGAGUUGCUGCUGUAUCAGCUAAUGCAGGAGCCGGUCAGCCUUCCGCCUGCAUCCAGUGAUCCGGGCUUCCACCCAGCCGCCUUCAGAGCCAGAGAAGACUUAUUGGUGGUAGACAUCUGUGUCAGCGAGCCAUCGGUGGCACUACCAGAGGGCGUCCUGUCAGUGGUGCUGACCUACCAAGAGGCCCGUAUGUGGUGGAUGUUUGGCUGCUACCUGUGCCUGCCACUGCUCUUCACACUGGCAUGUGACAUGGUGACAAGGCAGGUAUUGUCCCAGCAAGCAUUGCAGAAACCAGCUGAUGACAAGCCUGGUAGCAGAAGCUCCUCCUCUUCUGCAUCAUCCUCAACAACAAAGAGGAAGCAGUACAGUCGUGAGCACUGGAUGCGCUCUACCAUCAUGGCGCUCACCAUUUUGUACGUGGCCUGCAACCUGCCUGAGAUUGUGUGUAACAUUGCUCUGUCGUACAUCUCGGUGCCAGUGCCUGACAUGUUUCCUGUGGCAGCGCUACCCGCCGUCAGUCUGAUCAGUCAGUUCCUGCUGUUUGUGCGUUGUUCGGUGACGCCAGUGCUGCUGCUGUGUGUUUGCCGUUCACUGGGUCAGGCCUUCAUGGACUGUUGUUGCUGCUGCUGUGACGAAUGUUUCUCCGACACAACCUCCUCAUCUGCCUCCACCACUGCCACCCCCACCAUCUCCAAACUCCCCUCCCCCCUCUGCCCCCCUCCCCCCAGUGAGGAGACUAUGACGAGCAUGUCAAGAGAAACAAACGUCGCUUUUGGGACACCAUGCUGAGGUGUCUUUUUAAGGGAUUAUUUUCACUUUAUCACUACAACAAUUUGUUUAGAGCUUCAUCCUCAUUUCAUCACUAACAAAGCUACCUUUCAUAGUCUCAGCAUGUUAAAGCUAAUUUUUUGCAACAAUGAUUAUACAUUUCAUAACCUGGAGAUAAAAAUCUUGUUUUGAUGAAACCAUCAAAAAUUGGAACUCUAGCAUAAGUCCAGUCAUUUGUUAAAGUUGUUUUGUGUGCGUUACUGGCAAAAGCACUACAAAUUUCCCUUAAUUUCCACCAGGAGCAGAAGCAACACAUCACAACUCCAGCACUGUUUAACUCUGUCCUCUGCAGAGCAUCAGUCUCCACUGGGAGCAUUUCACUGGUCUCACUGACCUUUUUGUAACUCCCUCCCUACAACAGCUACUGCUCAAUCCUACGUUAGGAACUGUAACAGGGCACAGGAGCUCUGGUAAACUUUCAGAACAAGUGAUGGAUAAAGCAUGUGUGAUUGGUGUUCAUAGACAUAAACGUUUAUGUAUUUAGUUAUUUUGUGUGAGCCAGUGAUUGUCUGCUGGGCUUUUCAUCAACUUUUUAUCACAAGUAUAAAUUGUGAUUUAACUGAACACUAGCUGAAGGUGUGGGUCAUAGGGGCAGCAUGUUUUCCAGCUCCUCCAGGGAGAUACUGAGAUCAGAGAUAUAACCCAUCCAGUGUGCCCUGGAUCUGCUUCAGCGUCUUUCCCCAGGUGGACUUAUCUAAAACACCUCAUCAGGGAUUCAUCCAGGAGGUGUCCUAAAGACUUGUCCUGACCACAUCAACUCCCACCCUGUCAAUGACGGUGUUUACAUGUACACUGACAUCCCAGUCAUGAGGCGCACCCUGAUUUGAUGAUACUUUCAAUUCAAAUUCAGGAUACAGUUACAUGACACACAAACAACUAGAUACCCAUACCCUGUUUACAUGAUGGUAACUAGUUUGUGGUUACUCAUUAGUGCUGUUGUUUGUGCAAGUACCUGAGCAUUUUUGUGGCAUUUUAGUAGCUGCUACGUAACUACAAAGUUAUUGUGACUCUAGAACAUGAGACCACUUUGGUUUACAGCAGAUUUGUGCUAUUAAAUGACAACAUUGUGUGGUGCAGGUGUUUGACUGGUAUUCAUGCACUGUCAAUGGGACAUGAGAUCAGCCAGUAAACAUGUCCUCCAGUUGUUAUUCUGUCACUGUCACCAUGUAGGACAAGGAGGAUGAAGAUAUGCAACCAUGACUGACAGCAGAGGGUCAUCAUGAUGGAACUGGUUGACUGGUUUUAAUGUUAAUCUCAUAGAUUGAACUCUUCACCCUGCAGAGGACAGUCAUAUCUGGAACUUUUAUUGGUGAUAUUGUUUUUUUGGUCAUUAGCUACACCUUGUACAUGAAUAAGCAACCCAUCCAGACCUGAACCACUGAUAAACAGGGCCUGUAUUCCUAAAGAUUCUGAGAAUCCUCUCACAGAGCUCCUAACUUUAUCUAAAAAUUCCUACAAGGAGUCUUGGCUUAGGAGUGAUUCCAGAACACUCUCAGAGAACUCUGAGCAAGGAAUGGACAGAAAUUCCUAUCUUAGUGAGGAGGUGUGGUUGACCCCAUUGCUAGGUAUGAGUCAUCAUUUCAAAAGCUGUGAUUGGUUGAUCCUAAAAACUAGAAAAAACUAUACUUUUGGUGAUAAUGGCCGAGGGAUUGACCCUCAAAUCGAUAAACUUAAUCAUAGAAUCUAAUCUUAUGAGGACUGUGUAAUUGUAAAUAAUAUUUCACAUCAAAGAAAAUAUCUGUUCAAUGAAUAGUAAGC
This is a messenger RNA of Sphaeramia orbicularis (orbiculate cardinalfish), 3609 nucleotides long. RefSeq names its product G protein-coupled receptor 37 like 1a (gene gpr37l1a). Gene Ontology annotation, molecular function: G protein-coupled peptide receptor activity. Gene Ontology annotation, cellular component: signaling receptor complex; plasma membrane. Bases 199 to 1812 code for a protein of 537 amino acids. Gene Ontology annotation, biological process: adenylate cyclase-inhibiting G protein-coupled receptor signaling pathway; positive regulation of MAPK cascade. The transcript is spliced from 2 exons. The record is from RefSeq and is a predicted model, not a curated record. Lineage: Eukaryota; Metazoa; Chordata; Actinopteri; Kurtiformes; Apogonidae.